This is a messenger RNA of Prorocentrum cordatum, 1506 nucleotides long. NCBI's taxonomy places the organism in Eukaryota, Dinophyceae, Prorocentrales, Prorocentraceae. The record is from the annotation of a GenBank genome assembly.
AUGGGGGCCCCCGACUUGCGGUUGUUCCUGCUGCCUGCGACGGCAGCGCUUGCCGCGUCUGGCGGCGCACCGCAAGGCGCGCUCUCGCGCCGCGUGAGCUCCCAAGGCGCCGAACCGACCACUGUGGAGGGCGUUCUCGAGCUGUUCGGACUACCUGGGGAUCCAGAGCUGCUCCGCGGCGAGCUGCGAGCACGACUGCGUGGACUGCCUGUCGUACCGCCAUGGGUGGCCCCUGCGCUGGAAUCCAUGCAAUGUUAUUCCUGCGACAGCGAGUCGUGCCCAAGCGGCCUGAGCUUGAAGACUGGCCCCAUGUUGCCCUCCGCGCAGGCCUGCGAGCCACCGGACCAGGCACAGUGCUGCGACACCACCACAUCGUCGACCACUUCCACGACUUCGGCCACAUCAUCGACAUCGACCAUAAGUACCACUUCCUGCACCACUAGCACGCUCAGCACGACGACUUCUACGACUUUGACCACAACGACGACCUCCACGUCGACCUCGAGCACCACGACCACCUCGACCACGCCCUUCGGCGGUCCGUUUGACUGCACAGCCGAUUAUGAAGACCUUGCCACAGCUUGGUCUGGUUGGAAGCUCCAGUGGUGCUGCGAGAAUGAGGGCAUGGGGUGCCCCACGGUGACGAGCACGCUCACGGUUCUGACCGAAACAAUCACAAGUUUGACUGCGUCAUCUAUCACCACCGUCUCCUCGACGACUGUCUCCUCAUCAACGACUCUCUCCUUAACCGUGACCACAGCUUCAGCGACCACUUUCACGGCGUCCACAAGCAGCUUCACCGUCGAAUCGGGCUGUCAGUCAGCCAUGGACCUGCAGGAUGCAUGCACGCUGUGGAGCAUGACGGAGCUUUCGUGGUGUUGCAGGCACAGUGGGUACGGAUGCCCGUUAUAUGAUUGCGACGCAGGAUUGGAUGAGGCGGAAUUUGGAUGGUCCAACCCCAAGAUGAGUUGGUGUUGCACGUGCAUGGAGAAGGGGUGCGUCACAUCGACGUCGACAUUGUCAGACACCACGAAGUCGGACACCAUCACGCGUACAUCGUUGUCCACUACAACAACCAGCACGACCACCCUGACCACCACUACAACCAGCACGACAACGUCCACAACGUCGUCUCACGUGUUUUGCGACUGGAGCAACACAACUUCCUGUCCGUGCGGAACAGUCUGCACUGGAUGCGCCCCCAGCGACUUCGAUACCAGCGUGUGCUGCGUGGACCGUUGCGGCCUGGAGUUUGCCCUGGGCGAGUUCGGGCUGCCCAUUCAAGGCGCAGCGGACCUCCAACUGCAGCUUGCCGCAAAGCUUGAAGGUGCCGAUCAGCCAGGGGCCACCUGCAACGCAUUGAUGGAAGCCGGCAGCCCCAGUAACUGCACUGCAGACCUGGCAAGCGGGGAGCGCUGCUGGGCCGAGUGCCCCGAGGACAUGCUUGCGGUGGGCUUCUUCUCGUGCUUGGAUGGCGUCACGGUUGGUACAUCUGAGUGCUGGUAA